Messenger RNA from Gregarina niphandrodes, 1581 nucleotides. RefSeq names its product putative transmembrane protein. The transcript has a single exon. Lineage: Eukaryota; Apicomplexa; Conoidasida; Eugregarinorida; Gregarinidae. Bases 1 to 1581 code for a protein of 526 amino acids. The record is from RefSeq and is a predicted model, not a curated record.
AUGCGCUACUUGUUCAAACAACAGGGCAUGAUGCUAAUCAAUUUACUCUACGCAAUAUCGGGCGCGUUAACUCACAAGCGAUACUCCCAUAAUUUCAUUCUCUCUGAAUAUUUGUGUCUACGAUUUGGAAUUGCUGCCGCAAUUACCUUUUCAAUUCUAGCUGUAUGCCUACUUCGAGAAAUGACUUUCGUAACUACCCAUCUUAAACAAGUGUGGAACUUGCUGCCGAUUGCGUCCCUAGUUUCCUUCUACCCCGCCUUCACAGACGAGGCACCAGUACCGAACAUAAUGCCCUUCAUGCCCGUGACAUACAGCUUGGCCGCCUGCUGGCUCUGCUAUCCUGUUGUACAUAUGGUACUAGACAAGCUGGACUUGCCGCUGCGCGUCCUCGGACUCCUUGCGGCGCCCUUGCUAAACAUAACAAUGAUCCAAUUAAUGCCUUCACAAGUUUUGCUAGACAGGCGAGAUCUUACCUCAGGGCUGGAGUACGGAACGAACUUGUUUUAUAACCACAUCCUCUUCAAACUGCCGAUUUUUAUAACUGGCGUUUGCGCUGCUUCCAUUGCCGAAGAAUGCAGCUACAAGAACCCACCCACCAAUGCAAAUUACCUGGGAGUCUUCACUGCGCUGGGACCUCCAGAACUGCCACAGGAAACUCCAGGAACGCCGACUACUACAGACCCGAUCCCGAGUACCUUUCUGCCGUCCGAAGCGAGUGCCGAGGACAUUAUGGGUAACCAGCCAUUAUCGUCUGACGGGGUGGUCCCUACCAGGCCUGGUGUGCCGAGUUGGAGCUUGACGGUAUCAUCUGCAAUUCGUCAUUGUGUUUCGUCCAUGGGUGCGUCUAACUGGUUGUUGGGAGCAGUUAUGGAUGGGCUGGCUCUUCUAUGUUUGUUGGUUAUCAUGUAUGACCCUACGAGCUCAGACACACUGUACUGGUUCAGCAACAACGGCUCCAGGUGGACGGCCAGUUACUGGACUGUGUUGAGUAGUGUGCUGCUCCUUGUACCAUUCUCACUCUGGAUGAUUGUGGCCCUGGCGUACGAGGAGCACAGCAGAGCUUCGGUGUCCUACAGAGUGUUGUCCAGCGCUCCUUUGAUCGCUGUGCUUGAAGGCAGGGCCGAUAUUGUUUAUGCGCUAUCCUAUAAGCUAAUACUGCAUGGCUACACGGCCCAUGCCCGAGGCGAGUUUCUCAAAGGCAAAGGGUUCCUCCUGUACUGCUUUAUUGCACUCAUGCUCUGCCACACCACUGCCAAGUAUAUCUGGCGGCCUUUAGAACUUUGGUGGAGAGUCUACGUCGAAACAAACUACGGCCGGCUCAGAGGCUCUGCCGCCACAGAUAAAGCCGAAACGAGAUCCGACAACAAAAUUGGCCACAACAACAUUGGCUACGACCAAGGCCACUUGGCGGAAGAAAGACAACAAGACAUAUCGGCUUCGGUCCGUGCGGCACUCCAUACAAGCAUCAACUGGGUACCGGAUGAUACCGACAAAUCAGACGAAAAGACGAUGGUUCAAAUCCAGUCCUUGUCCUAUCGGGAUGGCUGGGAGUUCUUCUAUAAAGUUUUUUUAGCUAAUUGA